Molecule: messenger RNA, 2085 nt
Organism: Phaeoacremonium minimum UCRPA7
Lineage: Eukaryota; Fungi; Ascomycota; Sordariomycetes; Togniniales; Togniniaceae
Product: putative tpr domain-containing protein
Exons: 3
Coding region: 1-2085 (694 amino acids)
Molecular function (GO): protein binding
Source: RefSeq, a predicted model, not a curated record
AUGGAUGAAUCGUUGCGAGACAGGACUCCGCCCAAGCGGAAGGCGAAGGAUGAACUCGUGGAAACGCACUUGUCACACAUCAAGAAGCAGGGCUCCAACCAGAACGCGCCUCGGCCAGUGAAGCAGCCCGUGCUAUCUGAAGCGUACCCAGCUAGUAUCCGAUCAAUCCGCGACCUUGAGAUAAUUCCACUAAGCGAGCUUCGGGUUGAGGCGCAUCAUCGUGGUCAAGGAAUCAUCGUGCGAACUAUUACAGCACCGUAUCAUGGAGCCGCCGCAGUGUCAGUUGUGCUAGAUGAGAACGGGAACGCGGACAAGCUCGCGUUAUACAACCAUAGUGAUGCGUCAAUUCUCUCCAACGUGCCUGAGGGCUGUAUUCUUGCCGUCAAAGAGCCAUACUACAAGUAUAACGGUGCAAAACAUGAUUACAUGAUAUGCGUCGACCACCCAUCAGAUGUUGUACUCCUUCGGUUCAAUGAUUCAAUAAUUCCUGCAGCUUUGCGCAUGGGAGUUGAUGAGGUCAUGAACAAAACGUCAAUCGAGUGGAGAAGUGCGGGUGACCGGGCGUUCCUUGAACGCGAUCUGCCUACUGCGGUCUUUUGUUACACUGAGGCUUUGGAAGCUAGUAACUCUGAAGAUAUAGCGUCUAGGGCCGGUCUAUAUUCUAAACGCGCUGGAACCAACCUCGUACUUGGCAAAUAUGACGCUGCGAGGGAUGACGCAUUGGCAUCUAAACGGGGAGAAGCCACGGACUGGAAGGCAUACUUCACCGCGGGCAGAGCGGCGUAUGGGUUAUGUGACUACAGGGCGAGCCGCGAGUACUACGAGGCCGCGCUUGAACUGAAUGCCAAGGGUCCUGGUCUGCAACGAGAAUACGAUCGCUGUCUUGCACGGCUUCGUGAAGAGGCUGAGGGCGUCUUUGACUUCAACAAGAUGGUCGAGACAGUCAGUGUGCAAAACGUUCACCUCGACAACGCCACUUAUGUGGCACCAACCUUCGUUGCCGACUCGCCCACACACGGUCGUGGUGUAUUUGCAAAACGGGAUAUAAAGGCAGGAGAACUUAUCUUUUGCGAGAAGGCAAUUCUCAUGCCGAAUCAAUACCAGCCAAAUCAAGCGUCCGCAGCGCUUUACGCAAUGGUCAUCCGCCAGCUGUACGACAACCCUUCAAUUGCACCAUCUGUCCUCAGAUUACACGGUGGUGAUUACGAACGGUCUGGAGCAGAAGGAUCUAUAGUCGACGGGGUUCCCGUUGUUGAUGUGUUCUUGCUCGAGUCGAUUCGGCUAAAGAAUUGCUUCAGCAGCCCCUUGUCUACGCUCGAAGACACGAAGCCUAACACUGAGGCUAUGCGCAUGGCCAAGGGUAUCUGGACAUAUGCGAGCUACAUGAACCACUCAUGUGUGCCAAAUUCAAUGCGCUCUUUCAUCGGAGACAUGCUUAUCUCUCGCGCAACCCGCGAUAUCUCUGCUGGGGAAGAGAUAUUCCAGCACUACGUACCAGUAAAGGCUCAUCCGGCACUUCGACAAGCUCAGUUUCGCGAGGGUUGGGGUUUCGAGUGCACUUGCUCACUCUGCCUUGGGGAAGCGAAGUCCAUGCCGGAAAAUAUUGAGAAACGGAGACAACUGCUUAGGGACAUCGAGAAAAUUGCGAACAAAAAGCAACCGAAGACCAUCGUGCCAGACGCAACUAUCCGCUCGAUAGAUCGGUUGGCAAAACAGCUUGAGGAAGCCCAUGAGUCCGAUGUCUACGACGGCCUACCUCGCCUGAUGCUCAUAUUCCCUACUAUGUAUCUGUUGGAAACAUAUAAGUGGAGGAAGAAUCACGCAAAGGUUGUUGCGACUGCGAUGAAACUACUAAGGAACUUUGGCUUCGUAGUUAGGGGUGACGACCCCCGAACUAUUUUUGAAAAUGUUGACUAUCCGUUCUUGAUGACAAUCCACGUCGUUACGGCGAUGAAGUUCGCAGCAGAUGCAUACAAAGCCAUGGGUCAACCAGAGCUAGCAGUUCGGUGUGCGGAGGCUGCGACGUUUGGAUAUUCCCUAAUUACGGGCUUUGAGAAUGACGCAAGUAAGCUGGAAAUUGAAUGA